This is a messenger RNA of Coregonus clupeaformis (lake whitefish), 2472 nucleotides long. RefSeq names its product PH domain-containing protein DDB_G0287875-like. The record is from RefSeq and is a predicted model, not a curated record. Lineage: Eukaryota; Metazoa; Chordata; Actinopteri; Salmoniformes; Salmonidae. Bases 573 to 1880 code for a protein of 435 amino acids. The transcript is spliced from 4 exons.
GCAACGCCAAGCGGAUGCUUCACAUUUAAACAUCCAGUUAAAUAUUUGUCUCAUUGUUCUAUGUGUGAUGUCACCUGCAUAUUGUUUUUUAAAUCAGCUUUUUACGUGCGUUUUUGAGAUUUGCUGUCGAAAAUAAACCAAAUAUUUUCUAAAACAUUGUACAACAUACUGUAGGUCUACUUGUUUGACUACAGCAGCACCUCUUUAGGGCAGUUUAGGAAGCGUCUGCGUUGCGUCUCUGCACUCGUGCAGGGCCUGCGCACGCUGUUACACGUCAGCACAAUUGCCAGCAGCGAAUCCCUGCCCAGAGCUGCGCAGCAGCGUUGCGCAGACCUGCUUGGUAAAAAUCGCAGCCAUUUCUCUUCAUCUUGUUGUAAAGCCACAGGUCCGAGAAUGCAAAUACUAUAAUAGUGGCUGAUGUUGGAGUUUAUAGGCGAAUUUCUUUAUAUCUAAUUGAAAGACUUAAACUUUUUCCUUCUCAUGAGCAUUGAGAGAAACAGCCACAUAGGCAGCCUAUUUAGACGGAGUCGAGCGAUUCCAUAGCCAAGAAAGUGCGGUUGGUAGACGCGGUAAUGUCAUUGAAUAUCACUGUGAAAAGUGAAGACUCUGAGUCCUUUGACGAAGAAGACGAAUCAUCUUCGCUGCUUUCAGGCAAAAGAGGCUCCGAGUCUGCAGCUCGUCAUGAUAUUUCUCCGGGAGAAGGCGGUCCAAUAGAAGACCAUGCAGGGUAUUCAACACAGCAUGGGCGGCUAGCAACUAAAACGACCAGCAAACCAAUCGUACUGUAUCCUGUGAGUGCUGACCGUUUCUUUUCCUCUACUUCUGCAGAUGGCAAAACCAUCUUAAAGAUUGCUCCAGCCCCAGUCAUGACCCGGCCGACUCCUCAGCCUCCUCCCCAGGUGUCCCCAGAGUUCUCCUACCAGGCUAUCGUGUACCUGAUUGAAGCAGUGGGGCGCCGGUGGAGCCUGUAUGGGACGCGGGAGCGCUCGCAGCUCUUCCAGAGCGUGCAGAAGGAGCUGGAGGAGCAGGGUCACUGUCUGCCCGUUGAGAAGAUCCGCCGCAAGUGGAACAACUUGAUCGUCACCUAUAAGAGGGUCAAAUACAGAGGCAGGGAGACCGGCCAGGCCAGAACCUCCUGGGAGUACUUUGAGAUGAUGGAUGCCAUGCUUGGUGACACCAUCGGUGCCGAGACCACUAGCAGCCCUACCCUAGUAACCAGCAUCCCUAAGGUGAACGUCGCCACGGAAACCGCCAAAACAGAGCAGAAGCCCCUCCUCCUUCCCCAUGGCAACCUCAUCACUACCUGCACUCGGACGCUCACCCUUGUCCCCUCCUCCCUCCCACUCCACACGCCAGUUCCCUCCACCCUCCCUCUCUACACCUUUGUCAGAUCCCUACCUCCCCCCACCCCCGUCCGCUCCUCCCUCCCUCUCCCCACCCCCUUGGACACGCCCUCCCCCAGGAUAGCUAAUAACACAGACCCUCUACAGCCAAACCCCUCCCCUGCUCCGGCCGCACAGCCCGCUGCCUCCUGUCACAUCCCCUCCGACCUCAGCCGCGUGCACCUUAGCAGAAAGAAGCGCCGUCGCUUCUCCUCCUCCAAGGGCUCCUCCAUUACCUCCCUCCUGGCCCAGCAGCAGAAGCGAGCAGAAGAAGGCACCUCCCUGCUGCAGGUGUUCCUGAGGAGGCAGGCGGGGCAGGCCAAGGAGGAGCAGGUGCGUCGCAGCAGAGCGGAGGCCCGGGGGAGGAGGCGCGAGAGGAGGGAGGCGCGCAUGGCAGAGUCCCUGGGUAGGAUGGCCACGGCUCUGGAGCUGCUCUCCUCCAAACAGGACACAGUCAUUGCCCUGCUGCAGAGACUGGCCGAGAGAGACAGGAAGUGACAGCCAUCACCCUGCUGCAGGGUUGUCACUAGCUUCUAUAGCCACAAAGCCAUAAUUAUGGCUAAACCCCGCCUAUUUUUACUAUUUAUCUUCUUAAAAUUUGAUUUUAAACCUAACAUUAACCUUAUGCCUAACCCUAACCUUAAAUUAAGGACAAAAAGCUCAUUUUUGUUUUCAUGAAUUUCGACUUUGUGGCUAUAAAAUCUAGUGGAAACCAUGUUGCAGAGACUAGCUGAAGUGACACUGUAAUCGCCCUACUGCAGAGACUGGCCGAGAGAGAUGGGGAGGCUGACUCAGCAUGCGACCGAAGUGUCACUCUUUUUCCCUAUAUAUUGCACUACUUAUGAGCUAAAACACAGUAAAAACCCUGGUGUAAACCCACAGUAAAAACCCUGGUGUCCCAGGUCUAAAUCGGUCCCUGAUUAGAGGGGAAGAAUGAAAAUUAGCAGUGGAACUGGGUUCGAGGUCCAUAUUUGAAUUUGCCUAAUGUAAGGAAUAGGGUGCCAUUUUGGACUCAGAUAAUGUUAAUUGAUUGUGUUGUAAAAUGUACAAUGGAAUAACAAUUUUGAUUGAUAAAUGGUUUGUUAAUUAA